AACAAAUAAAUCGCACUGUAUAUAACAAAUAUAUUCAUUAGUAUGUUGUGUGUGACCGCGUAAUCAGCACGAAACUAAAAUGCACGUUAAAGUCCCAGAUGUGAAGAAAUGUUGUUUUUGCAUUCCUUUACGGCGAGGGAUACUUUUGUUUGGGAUUGUAAAUAUUAUUAUAUCCAUCGUAGCUGUGUCGUUUCUAGUUAUCACGACAGAGCUACACAGGUCAACGGCAUUGAACGACAAUACUAUGGAGGUGACUACCUCUACUGUUCUCUUCAGUAUCUUUGGAAUGAGCAUGAUAUUAAAUAUCUUGCUACUCGUGGCUGGAUAUCAGAAAGACAUCUCAAUGUUGCGUUUGUAUAAUUAUUACGGCGUGGUCACUAUAUUCGCGGCAUUGAUCCCAACUUUCAUGCUGCUCUCUCGGAAGAUGGUUUUCAAAGUUUUGGCCGCCUUCAUAGCUAUAGCAAUGCAAAUUUACGUCAUCAUAUUAGUGAGGAGUGAAAUUGUCAAGCUAGAAAAGGCUCAAAUAAAAAUAGACGAUGAAGUACCGCCGCCGUGUCCCGAGGAGGCUUUUGUUGAUGCCGAUACAGAAACUUUACUGUAGCUAACGUUUUAAACCCGUAAGUCGAUCUUUGGAAAUGAUAAAUGAAAAAUAAAAAUAUUAAUGAUA
Molecule: messenger RNA, 667 nt
Organism: Bombyx mori (domestic silkworm)
Lineage: Eukaryota; Metazoa; Arthropoda; Insecta; Lepidoptera; Bombycidae
Exons: 4
Coding region: 80-601 (173 amino acids)
Source: RefSeq, a predicted model, not a curated record